AUGUUCCAGAGAGAGACGAGAUCGGUGCUUCCAUGUUCCAGACAGAGACGAGAUCGGUGCUUCCAUGUUCCAGACAGAGACGAGAUCGGUGCUUCCAUGUUCCAGACAGUGACGAGAUCGGUGCUUCCAUGUUCCAGACAGAGACGAGAUCUGUGCUUCCAUGUUCCAGAGAGACGAGAUCUGUGCUUCCAUGUUCCAGACAGAGACGAGAUCUGUGCUUCCAUGUUCCAGACAGAGACGAGAUCUGAGCUUCCAUGUUCCAGAGAGAGACGAGAUCGGUGCUUCCAUGUUCCAGACAGAGACGAGAUCUGUGCUUCCAUGUUCCAGACAGAGACGAGAUCGGUGCUUCCAUGUUCCAGACAGAGACGAGAUCGGUGCUUCCAUGUUCCAGACAGAGACGAGAUCGGUGCUUCCAUGUUCCAGACAGAGACGAGAUCGGUGCUUCCAUGUUCCAGACAGAGACGAGAUCUGAGCUUCCAUGUUCCAGACAGGGACGAGAUCGGUGCUUCCAUGUUCCAGACAGAGACGAGAUCAGUGCUUCCAUGUUCCAGACAGAGACGAGAUCGGUGCUUCCAUGUUCCAGACAGAGACGAGAUCGGUGCUUCCAUGUUCCAGACAGAGACGAGAUCUGAGCUUCCCUGUUCCAGAGAGAGACGAGAUCGGUGCUUCCAUGUUCCAGACAGAGACGAGAUCUGUGCUUCCAUGUUCCAGACAGAGACGAGAUCGGUGCUUCCAUGUUCCAGACAGAGACGAGAUCUGUGCUUCCAUGUUCCAGACAGAGACGAGAUCGGUGCUUCCAUGUUCCAGACAGAGACGAGAUCGGUGCUUCCAUGUUCCAGACAGAGACGAGAUCGGUGCUUCCAUGUUCCAGACAGAGACGAGAUCGGUGCUUCCAUGUUCCAGACAGAGACGAGAUCUGAGCUUCCAUGUUCCAGACAGGGACGAGAUCGGUGCUUCCAUGUUCCAGACAGAGACGAGAUCAGUGCUUCCAUGUUCCAGACAGAGACGAGAUCGGUGCUUCCAUGUUCCAGACAGAGACGAGAUCGGUGCUUCCAUGUUCCAGACAGAGACGAGAUCUGA
This is a messenger RNA of Knipowitschia caucasica, 1080 nucleotides long. The record is from the annotation of a GenBank genome assembly. Lineage: Eukaryota; Metazoa; Chordata; Actinopteri; Gobiiformes; Gobiidae.